AUGAAUCAAAUAAAACAAAAAGAGCUACGAAUCGUGACACUGGAGUCACCUAAGAAGUUGUACGACAAUUUUCUUCUAUGCGUUCAUGAUAAUAUUGGCAAAAAAGAAAAGGAUAUCUUAGAAUUCUCAUUUAGAGAUGACUUACCAAGGUCGAUUCUGGAGAGUCGUAAUCCGCUAAAAUAUUUCGAGAUUUUGGAGCAACGAGGAAAGCUAUCAUGCACCGAUAUUGGCUCCUUGGUCAAUUAUCUUAAAGAAGCGUCACUUUAUUCUUUAUUAUCGGAAGCACGAUAUUAUCAGGCUAGAAUACGAGUUAUUGGAUUUUUUCAAAAAUAUCUUCAAGAAUGUUUGCAAGAAGUUCGCUUAGACGAUAAGUUGAACGAAAAAUGGUGUUCAGAACAAAAGAUACCAGAGAAUUAUUUAAAAAAAUGUCAGGAAUUGCUUCGUGGACUACAAGAUUAUGAUAUAACUCUCAACCAUUUGCGAAGUUUGUUUUGCAAAGGCAUUGUUAUCUUGGCGAAAAGCUGUUCUAGUAAAGAUCCACAGUUAGCUUGUUCCAAGCUACUUUACAUGGCUGAUCUGUUUUACCUGAGAUUUCGAGAGGUGAUAGUCGAUGAUGAAGAACUGCUGAACAUCCAACCUUUAUCAUCCGGUAAAUUUUUGUCUCUCGAUUAUCGUGGAUCAACUACAGUUAUUUGGCGACGCAGAAGUUCAGUGUCAGCUGGAAGUGUCAGACGUAGCCAGAUAAGAGGAAAAUAUGUUGAAGUUGAUACUUUAUUUAUGGUAAAAGUAUGUCUCAUAUUGAUAGUAGUCGUAGACGUAGGAUUUUGGAUAACGUCAUAUUGCUAGGCAAAUUAACAUUAGCCUUUCUCACGAUGACGU
This is a messenger RNA of Dendronephthya gigantea, 879 nucleotides long. RefSeq lists its product as uncharacterized. The transcript has 3 exons. Gene Ontology annotation, molecular function: protein binding. Bases 1 to 846 code for a protein of 281 amino acids. Gene Ontology annotation, biological process: regulation of apoptotic process. NCBI's taxonomy places the organism in Eukaryota, Metazoa, Cnidaria, Anthozoa, Malacalcyonacea, Nephtheidae. The record is from RefSeq and is a predicted model, not a curated record.